Messenger RNA from Brachypodium distachyon (stiff brome), 1630 nucleotides. Its product is annotated as auxin-responsive protein SAUR50. NCBI's taxonomy places the organism in Eukaryota, Viridiplantae, Streptophyta, Magnoliopsida, Poales, Poaceae. The coding region runs from base 873 to 1391 and encodes 172 amino acids. The record is from RefSeq and is a predicted model, not a curated record. Gene Ontology annotation, biological process: response to auxin. The transcript has 2 exons.
CUUUACUGUUCUGACAUCGAGUCAUUAGUUACUCGAGUUUGUUUAGCACUAGAGAAUAUUGUCUGGAGAUGUCAGUGCAGCACCCCGUGUUCCCGGGGACCUCUGAUCUUAUCUUGUCGGGUAAAAAGAAUAAAUUGGACUCGACGUAUACAUGUACCCAGUACCCGGCCGGUGUAUAUUCUACAGUACAUUCUGCCACACACGGAUCAUAGAUGCACUGCACCUUCGUAAUCAUGUUCUAACCUGGCAUCGAUCACACACAAUCAUGCAGCCAUGUUCUCAUGCUUGCAAUACAUCCUUGCCUGGUAUUUUAAUUAGUCUCCAGCAUACAGCUUGCCUGCUUCUGUCCCAGUGGGCAGGUUAAGGUGAGAUCUAGUACUGGUAGUCGUACGUAAAUUAACUAGUCGAUGCAUUGCUCUAAAAUCCGGAAUAUUGAUGUUCCUGCAACCCUGCUUGGCUUGCAAGGCAAAGUAAUUAAAAGUUUGGUGUCCCUGCUGCCUUUGCCACCCUCCAAAAGUCUGAAGUUCUGAACUCUGAAUUGAACAAGCUAGCUAACUAACAGCCGGCCAGACGGACGGGUCAUCAAAUGAACACACGGCAUUCUUGCGCGAUACGCCGCGCGCUUUAGCUAAGCAAGCCCUUUUAUUAAUUAAUCAAUCGGCAACGGAAUCUCUUCCGGCCCUGAUCGAUAGAUGCCGCCAUGUUACCUUUGCGCGUAUAGUGUGUACGAAUGCGAUGCGCGCGACCCGAUUAUAUAAUCGCCACGCCGUUCUUGCAUGCCAUCGAUCCCCCCCAGCUCCCCCGGCCAGCAUACAUCCAUCCGUCUCAAGAUCCAAGAAAAAUUCCGUCACUAGCUUAACAGCCAAGGCGUGAUGGGCGACGAAGGCGCGAAGGCGGCGGCGGCGACGACGAUCGUGCGGCUGCGAGAGCUGCUGCACAAGUGGGCCCUGGGCGCCAGUGACGACGGCGGCGAGAAGCUUAAGGCCCACCACGCCGCCGAGGAGGAGGAGGAGGCGCCGGCGUCGAUCCCGCCGUUCGUGCUGCGGCGGCUGCGGCGGACGGCGACGGUGGACUCGGACGACGAGAGCUGCCACAGCCCGGAGGCGGCGCCGGACGUGCCCAGGGGCUACUGCCCGGUGUACGUGGGCAUGGAGCAGCGGCGGUUCGUGAUCCCGACCAGCUACCUGGGCCACCCCGUGUUCCGCCUCCUCCUGGAGAAGGCCGAGGAGGAGUUCGGGUUCCGGCAAGAGGGCGCGCUCGCCAUCCCCUGCGAGACCGAGGCCUUCAAGUACAUCCUCCAGUGCGUCGAGCGACACGACAAGGGCCUCGCCGCCGCCGACGUCGAUGACGAAAACCUGGCCGCACUGCAAGAGAAAGCGUCAUCGAUUUAACAUAUAUUUCGUAGAAAGUGUUUCUAGUGUUGUAAUUUCUCUCUGUUUUGUUUGGAGAAAAAGACCUAUGUAUGUAUAUGAUCAAGAAUUAAAUUGAUUUGUCAAAACUUGUGGGCAACUAGUUCUUCUUGAUUGUGAUUUUUAGAUACUCCCCUCGAUCCAUAAUAAGUGUACUAAAUCCCCGUAAUUAUUAUGUAUCGGAGGGAUUACUUUGCAAUGGUAAUUAAUUCUUCAGGCUU